AUGCGCGUUGUAGAGCCACCGGCCGGCGUUAGAACCGCGCUAUCCAAAAUCUCCUCCCCGAACGCAGGCGCCAACAUCCUCUUCCUCGGCACAACGCGGAACUCCUUCGAAGACCGUCCCGUCUCUACGCUAAGCUAUACCGCGUACCCGCCUCUUGCGCUGAAGACAUUGUCCAAGAUUGCCGAAGACGCGGUGACGAAACACGGGCUGCUGGGUGUGGUGAUUGGACAUCGAUUGGGCGAUGUGCCUAUCGGGGAGAGCAGUAUUGUGAUCGCGGUGAGCGCGGGACAUCGGGGGGCGGCGUGGCGAGCGGGCGAGGAGGUGCUGGAGGAGUGUAAGGAGAAGGCGGAGAUUUGGAAGAGGGAGGUGUUUGUUGAUGGGGAGGGGGAGUGGAGGGCGAAUAGGGAUCGAGAUGCGGAGGGGAAGCUGAAGGUGGUGCAGGGGUGA
This is a messenger RNA of Aspergillus sclerotioniger CBS 115572, 447 nucleotides long. RefSeq names its product molybdopterin synthase catalytic subunit. NCBI's taxonomy places the organism in Eukaryota, Fungi, Ascomycota, Eurotiomycetes, Eurotiales, Aspergillaceae. Gene Ontology annotation, cellular component: cytosol. Gene Ontology annotation, biological process: Mo-molybdopterin cofactor biosynthetic process. The record is from RefSeq and is a predicted model, not a curated record. The transcript is spliced from 2 exons. The coding region runs from base 1 to 447 and encodes 148 amino acids.